AUGCAAGUAACCUUACUGGAUGACGCAAUAAAGAAUGUGAUUUUGAAGCAAGCAGCUUUCGAAAGGCGUGUCUAUUCCCGAUUCGAACUUUUGGAUCUAAAGAAAAGGUGCAAAGAGUAUAAGCCUCCGGUGUUUAUCAUCGACCGCUUCUUAAAAAGAAAAAAUGGCAAGGAUUUUAUAUUCCACAGCCAUAGAAAUGAUCAUGUUUCAUUCGCCCAGUACGGUACACCAACAGACCGGAAUCGCAGAGAUUAUGUUCCUGCAAGGCUGCCAAGAAAUAGCCCAUUUCAGCCUUUAAAACACAUUAGCGGAAUACUAAGCAAAAGAGGCUCGCGUGAUAAACGGAUAGAAACAAGCGAAUUUCAAGAGAAUCAUUUUGAUCUCACUGAGAAACCCGCCUGGUACACAGAGGGACCUAAAAAUAUUGAUGAUCAGAUGGAUUUUGAUGAUAUGAAAAUGCCUCAAUUUCAUGAUCAAGCCAUUUGCAAAAUUGAGUGUAUCGAUUCUUCUAACAAAGAUAAAAUUUUGUUGUCCUUAUGUCAACAUGUAGCUACGACCCAAGAAAAAACCAGCGAGAAAAGCACUAAUUCAAGAUCCGUGGAAGAAGGACCUAACAUGACUGUUGGCGAACCUUUUGCCAGCACAUCAGGCCCAGUGGCUAAAUCUAAACAAAAAUGCGUUCGAAUCUACACUCUUCGUGAAAUUGAAAAUGACUUACAUGUGCGGAAAAAAUAUGACGACAUUUCAAAUGAUCUUACGGCAUUCAACAAGCUGCUUGCGAUUGUUGGGUUUCAAGAUAACGAUAGUCAACAACAAGAGUUAUCGUCUGAUUCAGCAACUUCAAAUUUAAGUACGGCUGUUGAUAAGGGUGACAGCGGGGAGCAUGAAAAGGUUGUUUUGCAAGCUUUAAAUCAAAAAGAUGUUGCCGCGUUGUCAGAAGUACAAGCGAGUCCCCUAGAUAGCGUUUGUCCACCAAAAGACUACACUGGUUGUACAACUCGAUAUCCGACACAUUUAUUUAAUCAAGCAAGCAUUGGACAUACAAAUGCGGCUUCAGCAAGCGCCUUUAUUUGCCAAAAAAUGGACUCUUUUAACUCCAUUGAUUCAGAAGCACAGAGAAGUGCGCAAAAUUUGGGAUCUCUGGGACAACAGUGCUCUUUUGAUUCCAGCUAUGAAGAUAUGGACAGUGACCAAUUCGGUGAUAUGAUACAACCGAUGGAUAGUUAUGACUACGUUUCUCACGGAGUCCCUUUACGUAAUUCCCUGGGGUUUCCUGUUGGUACUGGUGUUAAUAGAAUAGGAAGCAGAGUUUUCAAUCCAAUGGAAUUUCAAAAUGGGAAUAAAUUCCUUACGCACCAGCCCUUACAACCAUUCAUUCUGCAACGGAUUCUUCAACAACAGCAGCUCGUCAAAUGCAUUUAUUUGGCAGAUUCAGCGCUCCAACUAUUAAACCUGCGAAACAACACCAUGGGCUUCUUGCCCGGCUAUCAGGCUCAAGUGCACCCCUUCCCCUAUCCCCACCUCACCAACUCUAAUGCCGUUAAUUACCCGCUCUGCAACCAGUUCUCCCAACAUCAUCAGCAGCAACCGACGAUGACAGCAGCAACCGCAACGAAUGGAAUUGGUGAGGGUGACCUGGGCAAUCCCGACGCCUCAAGUCCGAACUCCAUGUCGCAGGUGAUGGAGAACAAGCACUGUGAAAGCUUCCCCACCGCAGCAGAGGGGAUGGAGUGCUAG
Echinococcus granulosus is the source of this 1737-nucleotide messenger RNA. RefSeq lists its product as hypothetical. The transcript is spliced from 11 exons. The coding region runs from base 1 to 1737 and encodes 578 amino acids. The record is from RefSeq and is a predicted model, not a curated record. Lineage: Eukaryota; Metazoa; Platyhelminthes; Cestoda; Cyclophyllidea; Taeniidae.